Messenger RNA from Arctia plantaginis, 1179 nucleotides. The record is from the annotation of a GenBank genome assembly. Lineage: Eukaryota; Metazoa; Arthropoda; Insecta; Lepidoptera; Erebidae.
AUGAGUCAGUUUCAAAAAAAAGCAAGAACUGAGACUGAAGUAGGCAUGGAAUCAGAUUUUCGUUCACCUUUAAUUAAAGAUAAAAGAAAAAUUGAUAAUAAAGAGGUAAAUGACAGGAUGGUAAAGUUUUUGGACUCCAGAAUAAACCCAGAAAAGGAAAACCAUCAUCUGUCUUUCUUCAAAGGCAUUAUACCAAUCUUGAACACUUUAACUAUCGAAGAGACUUUAGAAUUUCAAGCUAGCGUCAUGACAAUGUUGCAAAAAAUUAAAAGUAGGAAUUAUGAGAGACCAAAUUACGGACAUUGGCGUGAUUCAUAUAAUCAGAUGACCGGACCAGAUCAGUAUUCUGGAUACUACACACAUAAUAGCGUCAAUCAACAGGCAACACCUACGCAAGAUCAACACUACCCUGGAUACUCUACGCAAUAUAAUAGCGAUAACCUUUCUGCUGAAGAUCGAGUAACUCUCAAAGAAUUUUGUCGGAGAUUCACGCGAGCUGCUUUACAGAGGUGGCAGAAAUCCAACCGAUUCCUUGAUCAAUUCAGAAGAUUGUACGAAAAUUGGCUGCAAGCAAAUAUUGAUUGGCCAAGUUGUGUGCAAUCUUUAGUUAAUCAACAACCAACUGUUGAUGAGAUACCUAGAGCACACUCAGUCUCUCAAGAACCGUCGACAUCAUCAUCCGUUGGUACAAGCAAACAGAAAAAGAGAAGAUCUGAUGAUCUUAUAGGCAAAGAUUCCAGUGAAUUGGCAUAUACAGCUGCAGCACGUUUAGAAAAAGAAGGGCAUGAGGAUAUCGCAUCUGUGAUCGAAUAUAUAAUGAAAAAUCCUGAAGCAACCGUUAAAAUUAUUGAAACGCUUAAAAAACCAGAGAAAACAGUCAUAUUUACACCAGAGAAAGCGCUUGGAUUGCUUCUUUCAUUAAAACUUUCAAAGUGGCAAUAUAUUACGUUGCGAGAGGCUACCAUUUGGGCAGGUGCUAAGGAUAUUUAUCCAUCCUACUAUAAAGUGCAACAAACUAAGCUUGAUUGCUACCCUCCAAAACAAUCAGUGUCAGUUACGGAUUCAUUGGCUAGGAUUACACUUCAAGCUUUACUUGACAUCACGGUGACGAGGAUCCUUCAAAGUCUUUCUGAUGAUGUGCAAAAUAAGCUGAUAUCCAAGUGGGUUGUUCCAAGUUGA